This is a messenger RNA of Carica papaya (papaya), 1677 nucleotides long. RefSeq names its product protein trichome birefringence-like 19. Gene Ontology annotation, molecular function: O-acetyltransferase activity. The record is from RefSeq and is a predicted model, not a curated record. Gene Ontology annotation, cellular component: Golgi apparatus. Lineage: Eukaryota; Viridiplantae; Streptophyta; Magnoliopsida; Brassicales; Caricaceae.
UUCUGCUAAAUUCUUAUCUACAAAGCAUAAGAGGUCCUAUUUCAAGGCGUAUUUUUAAUUGCUUGCCAUGGUGAUGACUUGGUUGGUGCAUUACUCAACCCUCAAGAAAAAUUCCAAUUUUAUCAUCACUAAAAUCUUUUAAAAAAAAAAAUCCAAAUGCCAAAGCCUAUAAUUUUAUAACACAUCAUCACCAAUACUCCAUAUAAAUUGACUAAACCCAAAUUGGCUUGUUGCUUCACUCGCUAGCUUCGUUUCAGGCCAUGGAGUUUUCUGAUGCAAAAAACUAUCCAUACAACACCUCCAAACACCUUCUCUUCUUUGUCCUUACCUUAAUUUUCAUCACUUACAUCCCCUUGUGUCUGCUCGAGAAUUCGUGGGCGCCGUUACUGCUGUCUCCGAAGCUUAAUUCCAGCGAGUCAAGAAGCAUAGAAAUGGAAAAGAAAUGUGAUAUAUUUUCAGGAAGAUGGGUUCCAUACCCAGAAGGGCCUUAUUAUACAAACACAACCUGCAAUCUCAUCAUUGACCAGCAGAACUGCAUGAAGUUUGGAAGGCCUGACACAGAAUUCACGAAAUGGAGGUGGAAACCAGAUGGAUGUGAGCUGCCUCUCUUCGACGCUGAGCAGUUCCUGAGGCUUGUCAGAGGAAAAUCAUUAGCAUUUGUUGGAGAUUCUGUGGGAAGAAAUCAAAUGCAAUCAUUGUUGUGUCUCUUAUCUGGUGUGGCAUAUGGUGAGGAUCUUUCUCAAAACUUUACAUCAGACACAAUAAAUUUCAAGAAAUGGUUCUAUCCAGACUACAAUUUCACCAUGGCAAACCUAUGGUCUCCUUUCCUGGUUAAAUCCAGAGAAGCAGACCCAAGUAGAUAUUCCAUGAACAGCCUCAUGAGCCUCUACUUGGAUGAAGCUGAUGAGGCAUGGACAAGUAAAGUCGAAGACUUCGAUUAUGUGAUCAUUUCAGCCGGACAAUGGUUCUUUCGCCCUCUUAUAUACCAACAAAAUGGUAGUGUUAUUGGGUGUCAUAUCUGCAAUAUAGAGAAUAUUACAGCACUUACGGUGUAUCGUGGAUAUAGGAUGGCAUUUCGAACUGCCUUUAAAGCCAUUCAGAGCCUGAAAAACUACAAAGGAAUCACAUUUCUGAGGACAUAUUCGCCUUCUCACUUUGAAAAUGGAGACUGGAAUAACGGUGGAAACUGUGUUAGGACUAAACCGUUUACAAAAGAAGAACUUAAGGAUGUUUGGUAUAGCAUGGAGAUGUACCGGACACAAGUCGACGAGUUUAGGACAACAGAGGCAGAAGGGAAGAAGAAAGGGCUCAAGUUUCAAUUGCUUUCUACUACUGAAGCUAUGUUGAUGAGACCAGAUGGGCAUCCGAAUCAUUUCGGACGCUCACCACAUAAGAAUGUUACAGUCAAUGACUGUGUUCACUGGUGCUUGCCAGGUCCGGUUGAUACAUGGAAUGAGUUUUUGCUUUACAUUUUGAAAAAGGAAGAACAGAGUCGGUAACAGAGGAGAGUAAUGAAAAAUGGCAGACGAACAUAUUAUUAAUUAAUUUUUUUUUUUAUGUAAGAUCAUAUUUUCAUAUCGUACAACACUUAAAAGAAAAUAGUGAUACUGGAUUGUAUACAGGAAUCACAUAUACUUUUUUGUUUUGGUAAAUGGGAAUCAUAUACUUACAUGUUCA